UGCCAGCACCGCCUUUCCAGGAGCUCCGCAGAGGCACCAUCGCUUUGCGCGGCCCAGCCUGCGGCAGAGAGGCCUUGUCCUGCCAGCGCCUGCCCGAGCCAUGGUGAAGUACGGCCUCGACUACACGCGCUGCCGAUGGAUCCUUCCCCUGCUCCUGGGCAUCGGGGUCAUCUUCGGCAUCAUCGCGCUGGCGGGCUGGGGCUGGCUGGAGUCGCAGACCUUGCCCUAUGUGCUGCAAGCGUCGCUGUGGCAGAUCUGCAGGAGGCCUGGCCAGGGCGGGGAAUGGAGCUGCGAGUCCCUCAUGGACUACGCCUGGGGAAGAGCCGCUGCUGCCACAUACCUGGUUGGCUUCCUACUUCUAGUCAUCUGUUUUGCACUGGCCAUCAUAGCAUUUGCCAUUGACACUCUUCGGUUCAACUUCAUUCGUGGGAUCGGAGGCUUGCUUUUCGUGGCUGCUGUGUUCUCCAUCAUGGGCCUGGUGAUUUACCCAGUGAAGUUCUCAUCUGAAAUUGAGAUGACAGGAGUCAAUAUGUUCAGCUGGGCCUAUGGCUUUGGCUGGACCACUGCCAUUAUGGAAAUAUGCUUGGGAUUCUUCUUCUGCUGCCUUCCUAACUAUGAAGAUCAGAUCCUGGGUAAUGUCAAGCCCACAUAUUUUUACUCUUCCCCAUAAGCACCAGGAAAAAUGUGUUCAUAUUCCAGAGAUACCUGACAGACUAGCUAUGUUUUUCAGAAUAUUGUCAUCAGAUGUUAGUAGAAAAGGCUGGAAACUUUUCUAAUGUGUGUAGAAAUAUGCCACUGGCAUCUGCAGUAAAGUUAUCUACUCUAUAUUGGACUGUCAUAUCUGAUGUGGGUUGGUCAGAUAAAGCACAAAUGUUAAAACCCCUUGGUUUUCCUCUUUCAUUCCCAUGAGUGGGGUUUAUGUGGAUUCCACUGCAUUUUAAAUACAUUCAUCACUGUAAUGAAAUUCAGAAAAACUUAUUAAACUGGCAAUAAAAAAACCCCAAUGCAUAUCAUCUUCCUGAAGGAAAGAAACUCAAAAUAAUCCCAUUUUGUAUGUAUCAUCUUUAACCUGAGGAUUUUUGCACAAUUUUCAAAAAAGUCAAAUACAUUUGCCCACUGACUGCCAAAGUAGUAAAUUAGUCAGCCAGCACUUCAUAGCUUUGCUUCUAUUUUCAUUCAUUCCCUUAAGCCAUAAGGACAGAGUAAAGAAGGGAUUAAAGCUCCCUACCAGAGACAGUAUCUUGACUUUUCCUCAUUCAUGUGGAAUGUAUUUAUUUCUAAAUAUUUGCAAGAGUCAGCAAGGAACACCAGUAAAGCCUUAAGAAUCCUGAUGUGCCAUUGCUGGUGCCAGUACAGAGUGGGCAGAGGCAGAAGGGAUU
Molecule: messenger RNA, 1379 nt
Organism: Passer montanus (Eurasian tree sparrow)
Lineage: Eukaryota; Metazoa; Chordata; Aves; Passeriformes; Passeridae
Product: p53 apoptosis effector related to PMP-22-like
Exons: 3
Coding region: 101-670 (189 amino acids)
Biological process (GO): cell-cell adhesion
Cellular component (GO): cell-cell junction; membrane
Source: RefSeq, a predicted model, not a curated record